GAGGGCUAAUAGAUCGACGCCGAAAUGCCCUCCUCCUUCUUGGACCAAGAAGAGGACGUGCCCCUAAGUCCAGAGCAGUUAGCAGCCAAACUCCGCAAAUUCGAGGGCUAUAAAGAAGACUUCGCUGCUGACAUAAAACGCCUUGAGGAACGGCGUCAACGGCUGCAGGACGACUUAAGCGAGUAUUCGCAGCUGGUCGAGCGGGUGGAGAAACUUAUCACGGAUGGGACCUCUGGCUUUGAAACACGAGUAGACGUGGGCUGCGACGUGACUGUGGCUGCCCGUGUGCCGGACUGCAAGCGCAUAUUUGUGGCAAUUGGACUGGGCUUCCAUGUCGAGUUGGAGCUGGCGGAGGUGUCGGCGCUGGUGACGCCUCGCUGCAAGCACCUUGAAGGUCUUGUUGUUGAGGUGGACAGAAAGCUCUCGGACGCGCGCAGUUGCGCUCAUGCGUUUGACUCUUCACUGCAGCUGCUAAAAGCUGGUGAAGAGUGACCUAGAUUGCAGGAUUUGGGGGGAGGAGAAACGUGCAAUCGCCAAAUAUAAUUAUAGCGGAACAGGUCAUGGCGUACUAUCGUGCAGCCGCCUCUCUCCCAUACUUGGGGACAUCCGUCCUCCGGUUAGCUCCUAACAGGCGAACAUUUGGCUGUCGAGCCAACUAGCUGAUGUCAAUUACAAAUUUGUAAAGCUUCCGUAUCU
This is a messenger RNA of Volvox carteri f. nagariensis, 696 nucleotides long. RefSeq lists its product as uncharacterized. The coding region runs from base 25 to 492 and encodes 155 amino acids. The transcript has 2 exons. The record is from RefSeq and is a predicted model, not a curated record. Lineage: Eukaryota; Viridiplantae; Chlorophyta; Chlorophyceae; Chlamydomonadales; Volvocaceae.